This is a messenger RNA of Closterium sp. NIES-65, 3294 nucleotides long. The record is from the annotation of a GenBank genome assembly. NCBI's taxonomy places the organism in Eukaryota, Viridiplantae, Streptophyta, Zygnematophyceae, Desmidiales, Closteriaceae.
AUGUCAUCCUCUAUAUUCACAUCCAGUUCUAUCGCCAGCAGCAGCGCGCGGGGCAGCAGUAUGUGCGGCGGAAGCAGGGGCGUCCUCAGCCGCAGCGCCACCCGCCCAUACCGCCCGUCCACGGGAACAGGCAGUGGAGGAGGCGGAGCCGCGGGCGGCGGAGGAGGAGGAAGGAUUAGCGGCAUUGCGAGGGCGGUUAGUCUAGGGAAUGAUAUGGGGACAGUGGCUGUCCCCAUUAUUGGCAAACAGCAGUUUCAGCAUAAGUCUGGCGGGACAACCCCUGGUGGGAGCAAGGGCACGUCCCCCAUACACGGUGCAGACGGUCCCGUUAUGAGGACGGAGCCUUUCAGUAGAGCAGGCGCCGCUGCAUACCUGCAACGGUUCCAUUCCCCCCAGGUAGCCUCCCCUGCUCCAGCAGCAGGAGCAGCAGCAGCAGCAGGAGGAGUUGCAACAGCAGGUGCAGCAGGAGGGAUUGCGGACACCCCUCCUCGCACGCACGUCCGCCGUCGAUCCGCGGACUUGCGUUCGAACCUCUCCCUCUCGCACUCCUCUUCCGUCCCUGACGGUUCUACAGACGCCACAGCCCCUACCCUGGCUAGAGCCGGUGGCUCAGGGCCUAUCACGCCCCAUCUGCCCGCUUCUGCUUCCGUCCCCAGUGGAAGGGGAGGGGGAGCGAGAGGGGGAGGCGGAGGAGGAGAGGGAGGGUCUACGACGAGCAGUCCGGGCCGGGAUUGGUCGGAGCAGCUGUCUAUGACUGAUGCGCCUUUCCUGCCUGGUAGGUGCCACCUCCCCUCUGCGUUGACCACCCUCCACCAAUCCCCUGCGUUGACCUCCUUCCAACCCUGCGUUGGCCUCCCUCGUGUUGACCUGCCUCCUGCUUCCGCCAUCGUUUACCUCAGCUCAUCGUGCUUCGACCUCACAGCGUGCCCCUCAUUGGCGUUGGAGUGGAACGACCUCUUUUUCGCCGUACAAGACGCCAUGGCUGCGUAUGACACGCUGCUGCUGGCGCCGCUGACCACUGGCGCGCUGCCACGUGGCAGCGAGGUGAAGGAGCUGCAGCAGAUGGCGGAUGAGCUGGCAGGCAUGGCCCGGGACAGGAUGAACGGCUCAGAUGAGGGCGACGCCCGCCGCUGCCCGCUGCUGCUGGUGCGCCUGUUUGCUCUGCGGGUGAAGCAGGAGACGCAACAGCUGUUGACCGCCGUUCGCGCAGCAGCAGAGGGGGCAGGAGAGGAGGAUCUCACGGUUCUGAGGGAUAGCCAGGAGUUGGGAGGCGUUCAGAGGAAGGUGGGCGGAGAAGCUGCGGGGGCAGCUGGGGAGGGUGUAUCUGCGUGUAGGGAUGGGCUGGGGGAGGCUGUAUCUGGUGCGGGGGGAGGUGGUGGGGGGAGGGAGGUGCCUCUGCUGGUGUGUCCUCAAAAUGACUGGGCUAGGCUGAGUGCUGAGUGUGACAGUAACGAAGGGGGCGCGUUGAAAGAGGUGAUUGUGUGGGACGAUGGGAUGGGGGAGCUACGGAAUCUGUUUAAGUCAGCAGCAGCUGCUACUGCUGCUGCUGCUGCUGCUGCUCCUAGUCCUGUUGGUGCCGCUGCUGGUGGGUUCAGUAGUGGGAAGGAUGAAGGGGGGGAUGAGAGUAGCAGGGAGAUUUUAGCAGCUACAGACUCGUGGGAUCCGAGGAGAAAGCUUGGAGAGGGCGGGUUCGGGUGUGUCUAUAGAGGGGAUGCUGCUAACGGGGAGGUGUGGGCGGUGAAGCGCGCGAAUACGGUUUCAGACGAGCAGCUGGAGGAGUUUGAGAAAGAGGUGUCAUUCAUGAGUCGCAUGGCCCACCAGCAUCUCGUGCGACUCAUAGGCUUCUGGGCGGACUGUGACGAGCGAAUCCUCGUCUACGAGUUCAUGCACAGCGGCAUGCUCUCCUCUCGCCUCCACCGCAGCGCCUCCCACGUCGCCUCCUCCCACCCCGCUUCCGAAGCCCACGCCAAAGACAGCAAGCCGUUCUUCAAGCUCUACCCGUCAUCUGCCUCGACUAGCAAGGCCGCUUCUGCUGCUGCUGCGCGUGCGUUGGACCUCCCACCUCCUCUGACGUUUGAUGAAAGAGUGAGCAUCGCUGUAGGAGCCGCGGAGGGGCUGCGAUACCUGCACGAUUUCGCUGCCGAUUCUGUGAUCCACCGCGAUAUCAAAUCGGAUAAUAUCUUAUUAACAGAUAAGCUCCAGGCGAAGAUUGCGGAUUUCGGGCUGCUGAAAUCGGCUGAUCUGGGAGGGCCAGGAGGGGGCGGUGCGGGGGUAAGCCACACCCGACUCAUGGGCACCCCGGGGUAUUGCGACCCGGAAUACUCAAAAACCUACAUCGCGUCGGCAAAAAGUGAUGUUUAUAGUUUCGGCGUGGUUCUUUUGGAGCUGAUUACAGGGCAGCGGGCGAUUUUAUCUGAGAAUAGAAAGAAGGGCAUAGCAGGCAGCAUGGCGGCUUUGCUGUGGCUGAGACCGGGCGUGGGGGGGAAGACGCAGCAGCAGAAGGAGAUGGAGAUGCUGGGCUUUAAGAAGAACAAGAAGUCGAGUAUGCGGGCCAUCACGACGCUCGUCAGCUGGGCCAUUCCGCUGAUAGCAGCAGGCAAGCUCAAGUCAGUGGUCGAUCCAGCCCUCGAAAACAACUACCCCCUGGGAGCAAUGAAAGCGCUCGCCAGCGUGGCAGCCAUGUGCGUCCAAAAGAGUGCCGCCCAGCGACCGUCCAUGGCUGAGGUGGCAACUCGCCUCUCCGCCAUCCAGCACAAGGUGCAAGAUUUGCAUAUUCAGGGAGAAGAGCCUAAGUAUAACUUCCAACCCACGCUUGCCGGCCCCUUACCUACUUCUGCCUCUACUGGUGGUGGUGCUGCGGCUGGUGGUGCUGCUGCUGGUGCUGUUGUUGCUGGCCGGUGGGGGAGUGGGGGCGGGGGAGGGAGUGGGGGAGGAGGUGGAGGAGGAGGAGGGGGAGGAGGGUCUGGGUCAGGCAGUAGCAGGAGUUUCAGUAGGACCGUUUCGGCUCCUGCCCAGCGGGUUGACCAGGCAGGGGGUGGUGGGAGUGGAAAGGAGAAGAAGAAGCAUCGGUACCAAGAGGUGGGCAGACCAGCAGGGAGCAAGGAGGGGACGGGAGAGAGUGGGAAGGAGGGUGCUGUUGGAAGGGAUGGGAAAGGCAAGGGGCUGUCGCGGCGGGAAUCGUCUAAAAGCGCAAGUAAAUCCAGUCUGCCUCUGCUUUCUGCUGGUGAUGCUGUAGAGUUUAGCUCGCAACAUGUUACAAACAGAUACAUGGCUGGGGGUGCGGGGGGGUUUUAA